AAAUUGUCCAAGGGGUAAGCCAUAGCCAUCUUGCUCUUUACCUCUCUGAAUUGUGAUGGAAACCUCAAAAAAUGCACAAACAUGUUCUUCUACCAUAUUUGAUGGCCUUCCUAUGGAGAUGGGUUUGGGAGGUAGAGAGUUGUACCAGUGGAAAGACUUCUGGUAUACAAAUCUAUAUCUUCCGCAAUGUCUAGCUGCGAGAUCAUACUUCCAAGCUCAUGAAGAUGAUGUGAUUAUAGCUUCUUCAAUGAAGACUGGGACUACCUGGCUCAAGGCUCUUAUAUGGUGCAUCAUGCACUGCAAGCCUCAACACGAUGACAAUAACAACGAUGAUGACGCUUUGGUAAAAAACAAUCCCCAUCUCCUUAUGCCAGUGCUAGAAUUAAAAUUUUUUGGAGAAUAUCCGAAAGCUGAUAUCUCAGGUAUGCCAUCUCCUAGACUAUUGCAAACCCAUGUACCAUACAUGAUGUUAUCAGAUUCUGUCAAGGAAUCUAACUGCAAAAUUGUGUAUAUCACUAGAGAUCCUAAGGAUGUAUUUGUGUCAUUGUGGCACUUCUACAAUGCAAAUCAUGCAAAACCAGAACAAGGGCCGGAUCCUUUAGAUGAAGCCUUUGACAAGUAUUGCAAAGGUAUUCAUCCAAUUGGUCCUUUCCAUGAUCAUGUUCUGAGUUAUUGGAAGGAGAGUUUAAAGAGGCCUGGGAAGAUACUUUUCUUGAAAUAUGAAGAGCUGAAGAGAGACCCCAAAGGUCAGUUGCAGAAAUUGGCUUCUUUUCUAGGAAGGCCUAUUGCUGAGGAGGAUGUGAUUGACAAUAUAUUAUGGAGGUGCAGCUUGGAAAGGCUAAAGAAUUUGGAAGUGAACCAAAAUGGGUCGUUGGUUGGGUGUACCUAUAAAUCAUUUUUCAGGCUGGGCUCAGUUGGGGACUGGAAGAACUACUUAUCAAAGGAGAUGAAAGAUCGUCUUGACAACAUUACCCGGAUGAAGUUUGAGUCCUCUGGUUUAGAUCUUGAAAUUUCUUGAGCCUGAAAUUGAAAUGAUUUGUGUAUUUUGAUGUAAUUUCUUUGAAUUACUAUGAGGAAGAAUUGUGUGCUGUUUCUUUUUCGGUCGUCAAUGUUGCUGGAUUUGGUUUGCUGAGUCAUAGAAUUGUCAAUUGUGAUCAUGCAACAUAAUUGUAGGAAAAGUUUACAAUCCCCUUAUCUAUUUGGCAUCCACCACCACCAGAAUGUCCCUCACCUUAAGUCUGACAUCGGGUUAAAUUGUGUGGGCCGGGUGUUAUUUAUUGAAACUGUUUUGUGAUUCAGUUUCUAUUGAUAUGGAUGAAAUCUGAGUCUUCUUUGGAUUGA
Molecule: messenger RNA, 1341 nt
Organism: Tripterygium wilfordii
Lineage: Eukaryota; Viridiplantae; Streptophyta; Magnoliopsida; Celastrales; Celastraceae
Product: cytosolic sulfotransferase 5-like
Exons: 1
Coding region: 56-1018 (320 amino acids)
Biological process (GO): sulfation
Cellular component (GO): cytoplasm
Molecular function (GO): sulfotransferase activity
Source: RefSeq, a predicted model, not a curated record